Molecule: messenger RNA, 1809 nt
Organism: Apiotrichum porosum
Lineage: Eukaryota; Fungi; Basidiomycota; Tremellomycetes; Trichosporonales; Trichosporonaceae
Gene: NOT5
Product: general negative regulator of transcription subunit 5
Exons: 8
Coding region: 1-1809 (602 amino acids)
Biological process (GO): nuclear-transcribed mRNA poly(A) tail shortening; regulation of DNA-templated transcription
Cellular component (GO): nucleus; P-body; CCR4-NOT core complex
Source: RefSeq, a predicted model, not a curated record
AUGGCGCUGCGAAAGCUCCAAGCGGAGAUUGACCGCACCAUCAAGCUCAUCACGCAGGGAAACGACCUGUUCGAUGAGACCUUUGAGAAGCUGGAUCAUGCCACAAAUGUGACCCAGAAGGACAAGCUUGAGAAUGACCUCAAGUCGCAGAUCAAGAAGCUCCAACGCAUGCGCGAUCAGGUCAAGGUGUGGCUUGGCAACAGCGACAUCAAGGACAAGAACCCCUUGUUGGAAGCAAGGAAGUCCAUUGAAAGUCGAAUGGAAAGAUUCAAAGCGCUGGAAAAGGAGUUGAAGAUGAAGGCCUUCUCCAAAGAAGGCCUCAUUGCAGCCGCUCGCCUCGACCCUGCUGAAAAGGCAAGGCGAGAGAUGAUCGACUGGAUUGGCAGCACAACCGAGGAGCUCGCGCGCCAGAUCGAGCAGACUGAGGCCGAGGCCGAGACUCUGCAAGCGACCGGCAGGAAAAAGAAGUCGGGCGGCGACCGCCUGGCUGAGCUCGACCAGCUCAACGAGCGUCGGCAAUGGCACAUUGGACGCCUCGAGAUUGUGCAGCGCAUGUUUGAGAACGGCCAGCUGUCCAUGGAGCGCGUCGAGUCGAUCCAGGAAGACGUCAAGUACUUUGUCGAGGCCAACACGGAGGAGGACUUUGACUAUGACACUGGCAUCUACGACGAGCUCAACCUGCAAGACGUCGAGGAUGAGUAUGUUGGUGACUUUGCCGCCCACGCCGAGGACUCGUCUACCAUCGACUCGGCAUCCAUUGCCGACAUCCAAGAGACCAAGACGCCGACCAAGGAGGACAAGAAGUCCAAGUCUUCCGUCCAUGGUGACGACCAACCACCAAGUCCCGUGCAGUCCAAGCGCGGAAAGAAGGCCAAGGAGGAGAAGGCUGAGGCCAAGGCUGCCGCAAAGGCUGCCGAGGCCGCUGCAGCUGCUGCUGCCGCUGUGGCAGCUGCCGCCAUCGCUACGCCUCCCACACCGGCCAAGCCCGCUCCCUUGCCGCCGAUCCGGUAUGCCGCCGCUGCCGCCGCUGCUGUUGGUGGACCCAACCCUCCUCCUUCGGCUCCCUCAGAGUCUUCGCCUAGUGCUCCAAAGCGUGAGGCCACCCCUCAACCCGAGGACGACCUUGAGCUCGAGUCUGAAGCCCACGACGAGUCUUCCAGCGGUGCUCCUGACGUGUCAUCCCAGACCAACGGUCACGGCCCUCAUCUGUCGCUCGGCCCCUCUGCGUCGCCAUCGCCCGUGCCUCAAGACCCUCAUGGUGCCAAUGGCGGUGCCGACCAGCUGUACGCCCAUGCCGAGUCGUCUCGCGCGGCUGCCGGCUACUCGUCCAGCCCCCGCAAGGAGGGUGUCCUCGAGAACCUCAUGCAGAGCUUUGGUGUUGCCAAGGACAUGGCUGAGCGCCGUGCCAACGACCCCAACGAGCUUGCCUCUUCCUGGACGUUUCCUAUCACAACGCACCGUCGCAACCCACGGUAUUACCACCCUGCGAACCCGAUCCAGACGCCUUCGUACUACCCGCAGACCAGGCUGCCACUGCUCGAGGACAAGAACAUUUACCAGCGUCUCGAGCUCGACCAGCUGUUCUACAUCUUCUACUACAUGACGGGAACAUACGAACAGUGGCUCGCUGCCCAGGAACUCAAGCGUCAAUCGUGGCGUUUCCACAAGCAGUACCUCACAUGGUUCCAGCGUGCACACAACCCUCAGGCUAUCACUGAGGACUAUGAGCAGGGCGGGUACUACUACUUCGACUGGGAGAACUCUUGGUGCCAGCGCCGUAAAAGUGACUUCCGUUUCGAGUACCGAUAG